UCGUGUUGCUCCUGUCAUUGCGCUUCAGGCUUCUCUACCUUCCUCGAGAGAGAGGAAACGUUUUCGGCGCUUUCGGGGUUGGCCGUGACGCAUCGAUCACCAGCAGCAGCAGCCCGAUGGCGGCACAAGUGGUAGUACCGCCCGUGCAGGGCAAGGCAGAGAUGGCUCUGGACGCGGCCCGCGUGUACGCGGAGGAGGAGGCCAAGCGGAAGAGGCUGGAGUGCCGCUUCUACGAGGCGCAGUACCCCGAGAUCGAGGAGGUGGUGAUGGUCAAUGUGCGCAACAUCGCGGAGAUGGGGGCGUACGUGGUGUUGCUCGAGUACAACGACAUCGAGGGGAUGAUUCUCCUGUCGGAGCUGUCUCGCCGGCGUAUCCGGUCGAUCAACAAGCUCAUCCGGGUUAACCGAAACGAGGUGGCCAUGGUGCUGCGUGUCGACAAAGAGAAGGGUUACAUCGACUUGUCGAAGCGGAGGGUGAGCCCGGAGGACGUGGCGAAGUGCGAGGACCGAUACAACAAGGCGAAGGCGGUGCACAGCGUGCUGCGCCACGUCGCCGACCUGAGGGGCCUCGUGCUCGAGGACCUCAGCACGAAGGUCUCCUGGCCGCUGUACAAGAAGUACGGGCACGCCUUCGACGCGUUCAAGCUCACGCUGCAGGACGAAGAGGACGUGUUCGUGGGGCUGGACAUCGACGAGGAGACCAAGCAGGCGAUGAUCACGCACAUCAAGCGCCGGUUGGCACCGCAGCCGAGCAAGCGUUCGACUUUGCGGCACACGCUGUACCUGCCGUUGUUCCGUCCAAGCGGUAUUUGGUGGCUGAGCAUUUGGUGCUGCUGUAAGAUGGCACAUCAGACGAAAUUAUCUUAA
This is a messenger RNA of Ectocarpus siliculosus, 866 nucleotides long. NCBI's taxonomy places the organism in Eukaryota, Phaeophyceae, Ectocarpales, Ectocarpaceae. The record is from the annotation of a GenBank genome assembly.